AUGGCGUUUGAUGGGACCUGGAAGAUCGACCGGAACGAGAACUAUGACAAGUUCAUGGAGAAGAUGGGCAUCAACUUGGUGAAGAGGAAGCUGGCGGCCCAUGACAACCUGAAGCUGGCCAUCAGCCAGGCGGGAAGCAAGUUCACCGUCAAAGAGUCCAGCGCCUUCCGCACCGCCGAGAUCGCUUUCGAGCUCGGGGUGACCUUCAGCUACAGCCUCGCGGACGGCACGGAGCUCACGGGGACCUGGAGCCUGGAGGGAGACAAGCUGGUCGGGAGAUUCAAGCGGGUGGACAACGAGAAGGAGCUGAACGCCGUCCGAGAAAUCGUGGGCGGCGAGCUGGUCCAGACGUACGUGUACGAAGGGGUGGAAGCCAAGAGGAUCUUCAAAAAGGAGUGA
Molecule: messenger RNA, 399 nt
Organism: Pipistrellus nathusii (Nathusius's pipistrelle)
Lineage: Eukaryota; Metazoa; Chordata; Mammalia; Chiroptera; Vespertilionidae
Source: the annotation of a GenBank genome assembly